ACGUCUGAGCAGGCACGGAGAACAACAGAGCGGCUACGUGAAUCCUAACAAACCCGGAUAAUAGUGUUCAGUUAUUGGAUAUAAGACUGUGUAGUGUAGUUUUAUCCAUAUAGAAGCGGAAACGAGAGUUUAGGACGGAUGAAGCGGGGAUACAUCCUCUCCUAGCGGCAGCUUGGUGGCGGUGCUCUCUAGCAUCGGCUAGCCCGGUUAGCUGGCUCUGACUGACGGGGGGGGAAGCUGUGUAAAGAGCCGUCGGAAACAUCAGGCAGAAGCCCCAACACGUCAAGAUAAAGGAUAAAAGAAGAUGAAAAAUACUUAAAAGUUUACCUGUAGGCUUCUUUUACAGAUAGGGCCUGCUCCGUCGUAUAGAAUAAGCUAGUUCGUAGUUAGUUUGUUGAGAGUAGCUAACUUAAUUUAGCUUUUGUUGGCUCGCCUCAGGCUAACAUCUGUAAAUACUGGAAUUUGGUAGCAUUAGCUAACAGCUAACACUAAACAAUGAGCUCUGAAGAGGCGGCUGCAGCGCCCACUAAACCCACUCCCGAUGAUGAUGGCAUGACAUGGUGGUACCGAUGGCUCUGCAAAAUAGCAGGGGUUUUGGGAGGAAUAUCCUGUGCCGUCUCAGGAGUGUGGAACUGUGUCACAGUGAACCCUUUAAAUAUUGCUGCAGGAGUGUGGAUGGUGUUGAACGCCUUCGUGCUGUUUCUGUGUGAAGUCCCGUUCUGUUGCCAGUUCAUAGAGUUUGCUAACGCAGUAGCAGCCCGAGCAGACAAACUCAAACCCUGGCAGAAAGCCUUCUUCUACUGCGGGAUGGCUCUAUUUCCCGUAUUCUUGAGUUUCUCCUUUACAACCUUGUUUGGAAAUGCCAUCGCCUUUGCUACAGGAGUUCUGUACGGCCUCGCGUCUUUAGGAAAAAAGGGAGACGCAGUGACCUACGCCAGACUGCAGCAUCAGAAACAGGGGGACGAGGAGAGAAUGACGGGAACGACAAAUGGAGCUCCAGAAUAAGGCAUUUUUCUCCACCUUUGUUUUAUCUUCAGUUCUGACACGAUUGUUUCUCCCUCUCCUCCAUCCAUUCUACCUCUUCCUCCACACUCCUUUCCCCUCUUCCUCUGUCACCAUGUAACAAAGGUACCAAGUUACUUUAUUUAUUUAAACUGCUACAUUAUUGUCCUGACCUGAUGGUAACCAAACAGAUUGGUGUUGGAUUCAGCCCAUUAUUUGGUAUCUAAAGCCACGUUUAUAUGCAGACAGUCCACUGAAAAAUAAAUGACGUUCGGUUCUGUUUAAGUUCAAUAUUCAGGAGACAAUGAAUAGCGCUGUGCACACAGAUCUGCAAAAAAACAGCUAAAACAUUGUAGUAUACAUACCAGGCCAUUAGCUGGCAUUGUGUCUGUAAUGAAAUGGCAUAUACAUGUUCACAUACAGGUCAUUCAGAGAGUAUUCACUGUUUUCAAUUUUGUUUUGUUGCAGCCUGGUGGUGCACAUUGGCAUAAAUAUUCAGACCCUUUACUAGAACACUUGAAAUGUAGCUCAGGUCCCUCCCAUUUCUCUGAUCUUUGCUGAG
Cheilinus undulatus (humphead wrasse) is the source of this 1564-nucleotide messenger RNA. RefSeq names its product calcium channel flower domain containing 1 (gene cacfd1). The transcript is spliced from 5 exons. Lineage: Eukaryota; Metazoa; Chordata; Actinopteri; Labriformes; Labridae. Gene Ontology annotation, cellular component: membrane. The coding region runs from base 496 to 1005 and encodes 169 amino acids. The record is from RefSeq and is a predicted model, not a curated record. Gene Ontology annotation, biological process: vesicle-mediated transport.